CCGAUGCUCGCUGGGAAUGGUAGUUCGCCGCCCACGCCCUUUGCACUGUCAGCCUGGCCUUGAAAGGAAGCCGCUCCCGGGGAUGGGCACGGUGCGGAGUUUUAGUUGCUGGAGUGCCAGCUUCGCGAGGGGCUGAUCUCUUGCAGGAAGAACCUCUUGGACCUGCGUCGAUCUGAUGUCUGGGUCCGGACGAAAUGAAGCUCCUGGGGUUUACCAUGAGCGGCAGCGGCUGGAGCUGUGUGCCGUCCAUGCCCUCAACAACGUCCUGCAGGAGCGAAUUUUCACGCAAGAGGCGGCGGACGAGAUCUGCAAGAAGCUGGCCCCAGAUGCCAGGUGGAACCCACACCGCAGCUUUCUGGGAACCGGGAAUUAUGAUGUCAACGUCAUCAUGGCAGCUCUUCAAAGUGUGGGACUAGAAGCCAUCUGGUGGGACAAACGGAGGCCCCUAGAGCAGCUCUCCCUGGAAGGGGUUCUUGGCUUCAUCAUCAACGUCCCAUCCAAUGUGUGUCUGGGCUUCCUGUCCCUCCCAGUGAGGCGCCGCCACUGGAUCGCUGUGCGCCAGCUUGACGGCACCUACUACAACCUUGACUCCAAGCUGAAGGGUCCGGCUCCAAUCGGUGGUGAAUCUGACCUCAGGGUGUUCCUGCAGGAAGUACUGUCCCAGGGCCCUUGCGAGCUGCUGCUGGUCGUGCCCCAUGAGUCAAGCGAAGCUGGGAACUGGCUGAGCACAGUCAGGUGACCCCUGGCGCCUACAGAUCCACGUUUGGGGCCUGCCCUGAAGCACUCUGCCCCACCCUGUUGUACUGGCUGCUGCAUGCGUUGUGGGGGAGGAAGAAGCUGCACGUUCUCCCGUUUCUACACUGCCAGUCUGGGAGCAACAGUACGAGAUCCGUCCUCCCCACUCCUUCAGGAAAUAGGAGUCCCCGGCUUCCCCCUUGCUUUUUAAAGACUUGGCCUGUCCUGGGACAGUGUGGAAUAAAGGAUGCAGUGCCCAAAUGGUGCCAGGUCUCCUGGCGCGACCAGUUAA
Lacerta agilis (Sand lizard) is the source of this 1027-nucleotide messenger RNA. It is a transcript of the gene JOSD2, whose product is annotated as Josephin domain containing 2. The coding region runs from base 176 to 739 and encodes 187 amino acids. The record is from RefSeq and is a predicted model, not a curated record. Gene Ontology annotation, biological process: protein deubiquitination. Lineage: Eukaryota; Metazoa; Chordata; Lepidosauria; Squamata; Lacertidae. The transcript is spliced from 5 exons. Gene Ontology annotation, molecular function: cysteine-type deubiquitinase activity.